AUGGAGUCCAUUCUCCAUCCUUUAGUGUUGAUAAACGUAUCCGAUCAUCUAACGAGGGAGUCUUGUCGUGCUAUCAGUGGGCAACAUGGAUUAUUUCAGUCUCAAUCGGAUGUGGUUGUUUUGGGAGCGUUGCUGGGGACUUUGGACGGAGGACAUUUAGCUUUAGUCAACUCAUUUGAGAUUGCUUUUCUAUCAGCAUCAGAGGAAUCAACAGCUCCGAGGUGGUCUAGAGGGUUGCCAGAUUGGGAUUUCUUUCAACAGCGUCUUUCUCAGUAUCAUGAGGUUUUUCCAACACUUGAACUAGUUGGCUGGUAUGUCGCUGGAUCGGAUGAUUUCUCACCGUUCAUGCUUCAAUUUCUGGAAGAAUCUGGUCGAUAUUGCGACUCGCCAUACAUUCUAUCUCUCAAGAGCCCAUCAGCGCCACAGAUUGAUCUUAGCGGGAGUUGCGCCCAAUCUUUGAUCAAAGAAUCCCCAAAAAAUACGUCUCCCAGUAACGGAAAGCAGUCCAUUCAAAUCCAGCUCUUCGACAAGUUCUCGAGCACUUCACUCAAUUUAGCGGAGUGCUUAAGAGAAAUUAGUUUCAAGUUAGAAGCUGGCGAAGCUGAGCGGAUCGUUCUGUCUGAUGUGAUAUCGAAAGCAGUUCUAUCAAAGACGUUAUUGAACGAGUCAUCCAACCCUCUAACAGCAACGCAAUCAAGAACAGUUGCAGAUCGUGUCGCUGAUACACAAUUGGCGACUCAUCUGGAUUCAUGGGUGGAUGCAGCUGAAGAACUGAAAGCAAAAAUCGACGAAGCAGUUGCGUAUUUGGAAUCUCAGCGCGAUGCUGAUCACAGUGGAGAACGAAUGUGUCUUUUGAACAAAUUGUCGAGUAUUUGUCAUGCAGUUCAACGUGAAAGAAAAUCAUCUUGCGAUCAAAAUAUGGCUCAAGAAAACGAAGAUGAGCUCAGUGAUGCUCUGGUUGCGCAGUUGGCUCUCUCACAGUGCAGCACCAUCACGUCUACUACUGCAAAAAGCUUGAAAAGCUUAGUUCAGUUGAAGAGCCAUCUAACUCGCGCUUCUCCCAGUCGACCUCUACACCCCCAAUGGGAUGAGGGCGGGGUGUCUGCAAUGAUGUACAACGAAGCCGAUGAUUUCCUCUGA
Messenger RNA from Condylostylus longicornis, 1140 nucleotides. RefSeq names its product COP9 signalosome complex subunit 6-like. The transcript has a single exon. The record is from RefSeq and is a predicted model, not a curated record. NCBI's taxonomy places the organism in Eukaryota, Metazoa, Arthropoda, Insecta, Diptera, Dolichopodidae. The coding region runs from base 1 to 1140 and encodes 379 amino acids. Gene Ontology annotation, molecular function: protein binding; metallopeptidase activity. Gene Ontology annotation, cellular component: COP9 signalosome.